CUCCAUAAUGAGAAAAGUAAGUUACAGAGGCUCUAAUAGGCAAUGCUCUCUCAGGGGAAUCCUCAGUUACCAGCAGCCUGCACCUGCGCACUCCUGGGGGGCUGGAACUCCCACAAACCACUGGGCUGAGCUCCGUUAGGGGCGGGCCCAAGUUGCAUGCCGGGAACAAUCUGAGCCGCAGAACUCUAGGCUUCCGAGGCAUUUCCUCUUUGAGACUGCAUUUCCCAGGAGCCACCACGCCGAAUUAGCCGCCACUUCCGGCAUCCGAGGGUCGGUGUCCUGGUGGGGUGAGGCCCUGAGGUCGAGGAAGAACUCCGUGGCUGCCAGAGGCCUCUACUGAGCAGGACCCCAGCCGGAGGGACCCGCCAGUGUGGUCGUACCAUUAUCCAAAAGGACCCUGGGAAGGAUGAGAGUAUUAUUGCUGCACGUCUAAAGUCAAGGGAGGGGAAGCACGAGGAAGAUGGAUCAAUUUUGUCAUUCUAAAAACAUGGCCUAUGGAUCUCUGUCAUUCGGGGACGUGGCCAUCAGCUUCUCCCAGGGGGAGUGGGAGUGCCUGGACCCUGCUCAGAGGGCCUUGUACAGGGACGUGAUGUUGGAGACCUACAGCAACCUGGUCUCUCUGGCAGGAAGUUCCAUUUCUAAGCCAGAUGUGAUUACCUUAUUGGAGCAAGAGAAAGAGCCCUGGGUGGUUGUGAGGAGAGAAACAAGCAGAUGGUAUCCAGGUCUCACUAAGAUCAUCCACUCUUUUCUCAAGUCCAAUUUGGAGUCAAAUUAUGGAGCUGAGAAGUUAUCUCCAGAAAAUGAUAUUCAUGAAAUAAAUUUGCCUAAACAGAGUAUAAAGCAAAUAAGUAAAACUCUUGACCUUAAAACCUCCAAUUUUAGAAAUGACUCAAAAUGCAGAAAUAGAUUUAGGGGACAACAGGGACAUCAAGAGGGGUAUAUCAAUCAAAAGAUAAUAAGCUAUGAAAAAAUGCAUACUUCUACUCAUCAUACUUCUCUUAUUCACACUACAGAUAAGCCAUAUGAAUGUAAGGAGUGUGGGAAGUACUUUAGUCGUGGUUCAAAUCUUAUUCAGCAUCAGAGUAUUCAUACUGGAGAGAAACCCUAUGAAUGUAAGGAAUGUGGGAAGGCCUUUAGACUCCUUGUCCAACUUACUCGACAUCAGAAAUUUCAUAGUGGUGAGAAACCCUUUAAAUGUAAGGAAUGUGGGAAAGCUUUUAGUCUUCCUACCCAGCUUAAUCGCCAUGAGAAUAUUCAUACAGGUGAGAGACCAUUUGAGUGUAAGGAAUGUGGGAAGUCCUUUAAUCGUAGCUCAAACCUUGUUCAACAUCAGAGUAUUCAUACAGGGAUAAAACCAUAUGGAUGUAAAGAGUGUGGGAAAGGCUUUAAUCGUGGUUCAAAUCUUGUUCAGCAUCAGAAAAUUCAUUCUAGUGAGAAACCCUUUGAAUGUAAGGAAUGUGGGAAGACCUUUAAAUAUCAUUACCAACUUAUUGAACAUUGUCGAAUUCAUACUGGUGAGGAACCCUUUGAAUGUAAAGAAUGUGGGAAGGCCUUUAGUCUUCUGAUAGAGCUUGCACGACAUCAGAACAUUCAUACUGGUGAGAAACCAUUUAAAUGUAAGGAAUGUGGCAAGGCCUUCAGUCGUGGCUCGAAUCUUGUUCAACAUCAGAGUAUUCAUACCGGUGAGAAACCAUAUGGGUGUAAGGAAUGUGGAAAGGCUUUUAGACUUCACCUACAACUUUCUCGGCAUCAGAAGACUCAUACUGGUGAGAAACCCUUUGAAUGUAAGGAAUGUGGGACAGCCUUCCAAUAUCAGUACCAACUUAUUGAACAUCAGCGAAUUCAUACAGGUGUGAAACCUUAUGAAUGUAAGGAAUGUGGGAAAAUGUUUCGUCGUGGUUCAAACCUUAUUCAGCAUCGGAGUGUUCAUACUGGAAAAAAACCAUUUGAAUGUAAAGAAUGUGGGAAGGCCUUUAGACUCCAUAUACAACUGAUUCGACAUCAGAAAUUUCAUACUGGUGAGAAGCCCUUUAAAUGUAAGAAAUGUGGGAAAGCCUUUAGUCUUCUCACCCAGCUUAAUCGUCAUGAGAAUAUUCAUACAGGUGAGAAGCCAUUUGAAUGUAAAGAAUGUGGGAAGUCCUUUAAUCGUGUCUCAAACCUUGUUCAACAUCAGAGUAUUCAUGCUGGCAUGAAACCAUACGAAUGUAAAGAGUGUGGUAAAGGCUUUAAUCGUGGUUCAAAUCUUAUUCAGCAUCAGAAAAUUCAUUCUAGUGAGAAACCCUUUGAAUGUAAGGAAUGUGGGAAGGCUUUUAGGUAUUAUUACCGACUUACUGAACAUCAUAGAAUGCAUACUGGGGAGAAACCCUUUGAGUGUAAGGAAUGUGGAAAGGCCUUUACUCUUCUGACACAGCUUACUCGACAUCAGAACAUUCAUACUGGUGAGAAACCAUUUAAAUGUAAGGAAUGUGGCAAGGCCUUCAAUCGUGGCUCAAAUCUCAUUCAACAUCAGAGUAUUCAUACUGGUGAGAAACCCUAUGGAUGUAAAGAAUGUGGAAAGGCUUUUAGACUUCACCUACAACUUUCUCGACAUCAGAAAACUCAUACUGGUGAGAAACCCUUUGAAUGUAAGGAAUGUGGGACGACAGCCUUUAGACAUCAGUACCAACUUAUGGAACAUCAGCGAAUUCAUACAGGUGUGAAAUCCUAUGAAUGUAAGGAAUGUGGAAAGAGCUUUAGUCGUGGUACAGACCUUAGAGUACAUCAGAGAAUUCAUACUGGUGAGAAACCCUUUGAAUGUAAAGAAUGUGGAAAGGCCUUUAGACAUCACUACCAAUUUCUUGGACAUUACAGAAUUCAUACUGGUGAGAACCCCUAUGAAUGUAAGGAAUGUGGGAAAUGCUUUACUUGUGGUAGCGAACUUAGAGUACAUCAGAGGAUUCAUACUGGUGAGAAACCAUAUCAAUGUAAGGAGUGUGGGAAGGCCUUUAGUCGUAGCUCAAACCUUAUUCAACAUGUUAAAAUUCAUACUGGUGAGAAGCCCUAUGAAUGUAAGGAAUGUGAAAAGGCCUUUAGCAAUAAUUAUGAACUUACUGUACAUCAGAGAAUUCAUACUGGUGAGAAACCUUAUGAAUGUAAGGAAUGUGGGAAAACUUUUAGACUUAGUUCAGUCUUUACCGCUCAUCAGAGAAUUCAUACAGGUAUGAAACCCUAUGAAUGUAAAGAAUGUGGAAAGACCUUUAGUUGUAGCUCAAACCUUAUUCAGCAUGAGAGGAUUCAUACUGGUGAGAAACCUUAUGAAUGUAAGGAAUGUGGGAAGGCCUUUAGACUUAGGUCAGUUUUUAUUGCCCAUCAAAGAAUUCAUACAGGUCUGAAGCCCUAUGAAUGUAAAGAAUGUGGGAAGGCCUUCACUGUGAAUGGUCAGCUUACUCGGCAUCAGAAAAUUCAUAAUCGUCAGAAGUCCUGUGAAUAUGAGGAAUGUGGGAAAAUCACUGGAUAUGAACAACUUAACAUCAGAGAGUUCAUAGUGGCAAGAAAUUCUAUGAAUAUAAAAAAAUGUGGGAAGACCUUUCAUUGUGGACUGAGAUUUGCUCAACAGCACAGUAUUCCUACUGGUAUGUUAAUUUCAUACACUUAGAAAAGCUUUCAAACUCAAACUGGAGGAAAACUGUUGUUGGAACAAAUGUAAGCUAACGUCUACCUGAGGCAGAUGCUUUAUCACCAUUGCCAUUUCACUACCUGUGUGACAUUAGGUGCCUAUCCUCUUUGUGCAUCAUUUGUAAAUGGUAACAAAAGUGAGUACAUACUAAUGCAAUUACGGGAAUAAAGGUGUUCUAGUACACACAAAAUCCUUAAAAGAGUAUUUGGCACAUGCUUGUGUUCAUAAAGAACAGCUUUUAUGUUUCAUUAGCAUUGUUGAUGAUAGGAAAAUUGCAUUAUUGUGAAUAAUUUAGAAAAACCUCAUCCAUUCCUUCAUUAUUAAAUUUUAAAUAACUUGUUCUGUAUAAGAUUUCAUGGGAAGUAAAGAAUACAAGAGGAUUUUCAUUAAGAGUUUAUUCCUUAAGUUACAUCAAAAAGUUAAUUUUGGAAAGAAACCCUAGGGAUUUAAUGAGUGAGGAAAUGUUCAAGAAUCAGGGAGAGUUCAUUUGAAGUGAUUUGUCUGUAAAAAUAUCAACUGGCAGAAAAUGUAUAAUUUAUUUCUCUGUCCAGAAGCUAAGAUAAAUAUUAGUAAAAGAAUAGCAAAAUAAAACCUAUCCAUUUAUAUAUUCUUCAACUUUAUCUUGAAAAUUGCUGCUCAUAUGAAAAAGUUGAAAGAAUGAACACCCAUAUACCCCUUUGUAGAUUCAGAGUUGUUAACAAUUUGACAUUUAUUUUUCUGUAUAUUUUAUGUUGUACCAUUGAGAAUAUGUUUUAGACACCAGGAUACUUUCCCCUUUAUUACAUCAGUGUGUAUCUCCCAAACAUAAAGACAACCUCAUAUAUAGCCAUAGUAUCAUAAUUACCCUUAAGGAAAUUCUCCAUAAUUCCACAGUAUCUAUCUCAUCAGUUUCUUCAUUGGCUUCUAAGAUGCCAUUUACAGGGGUUCAUCUUCUAAGUAGAAUGCAUUCCGGAUUCUGUACUGUAUUUGGUUGUUAGCACUCUUUAUUCUUUUUUAUUUUUUUUUAAGAUUUAUUUGAGAGAGCGAGAAUGAGAGAGAGCGUGUACAUGAGAGGGGGGAGGGUCAGAGGGAGAAGCAGACUCCCCACCGAGCAGGGAGCCCAAUGCGGGACUUGAUCCCGGGACUCCAGGAUCAUGACCUGAGCCAAAGGCAGUCACUUAACCAACUGAGCCACCCAGGCGCCCCAUCUUUAUUCUUUUUUAGUCUACAACAGUGACUCACAAUUUCUUGGGUAUCAGAAUCAUCUGUGGAUCUUAGUAAAAAUACAAAGGUCCAGGCCCACUGAACCUCUGUGUUUGUUUUAGCUUUCCAGGGGAUUUUGGUACGCACUGUAGAGCGCCACAAAUCUAGAACAUUUCUUCUUUUUCAAAAAUUCUUAAAUAAUGUUGACUUUUUGAGACGUCCAGGAAAAUUGUCUGCCAUUUGUUUAGAUUUUAUGUUUCUGUAUGGUGUCAUUUAGCCACCUUCUAUCCUUUGUAUUUUCUGUACAAAGGAGACUGGGGGGAGGGGUUGCCUGGGUGUCUUAGGUCAUGAUCUCAGGGUCCUGGGAUCGAGCCCUGCAUUGGGCUCCUUGCUCAGCGGGGAGCCUGCUUCUCCCUCUCCCUCUGCCUGCCACUCCCCCUGCGUGUGCUCUCUCUCUCUCUGUCAAAUAAAUGAAAUCUUUAAAAACAAAACAAAGGAAAUUGAGUCUAGAGGCUCUAUUAGGUUCAGAUUAAAUGUUUUAAGGGGAGAAUACUUUGUAGGUUAUGUUUGUAUGUCAUAUCGCAACAAGUCAGAAAGCAUGUAAGGACAGGUCAUUGCUUUGUUAGUAAAACUAAGUUUGAUCAUUUGGAUAAGAUGAUACUAUUGUAAAGAUCUCCACUGUAAAGAUCUGUGGAGAGACUGUCACCUCUUUGAAAAUUUAUAAUCAAGUGUAUUUAAAUCCUGAAUCAAUAGAAAAUUAAAAAAUGAAAUUGACUUGGGGCGCCUGCGUGGCUCAGUCGUUAAGCGUCUGCCUUCGGCUCAGGUCAUGAUCCCAGGGUCCUGGGAUCGAGCCCCGCAUCGGGCUCCCUGCUCGGCGGGAAGCCUGCUUCUCCCUCUCCCGCUCCCCCUGCUUGUGUUCCCUUUCUCGCUGUGUCUCUCUCUAUCAAAUAAAUAAAUAAAAUCUUAAAAAAAUUAAAAAAAAAAAAGAAACUGACUUUUCAGGAAUGAAUUGCAUUAAAAUGCAAACAUGAUUGAACUUGUGGAAUGUGGCUGGAGCUAAACUCUGUACAGAAUUAAUAUCCUUAAGAAAGAUAGGAUAUAAGAUAUAAGAAACCAAGAUUGCUUUGACCAGAACCUUCUUUUGUUGUUCAGCACUUUGUCCCCUGUACCUUUAUUGUGUCUGGCACAUGAGAAAUUGAUAAACCUUAGGGGAAAAAAAAUUGAACCUUCUGGUCAAGAAGCUUUAAGACAAAUCAGAAUAAACCCUAAGCUAAUAUAAGGAUCAGGACAGUAAAAAUGAGGAUUAAUUUGUAUUUCCCUGAUGCCAAGUGAUGUUGAGCAUUUUUUCAUGUGGCUGUUGGCCAUUUGUAUGUCUUUGGAGAAUUGUCUGUUCAUGUCUUCUGCCCAUUUCUUGACUGGAUUUUUUGUUUUUUUGGGUGUUGAGUUUGAUAACUUCUUUUUUUGUUGCUGUUAAGAUUUUAUUUAUUUAUAUGACAGAGAGAGAACCAAGCACAAGCAGGGGGAAAGGCAGAGGGAGAAGCAGGCUUCCCGCCGAGCAGGGAGCCUGAUGCAGGAUUUGAUCCCAGGACCCUGGGAUCAUGACCUGAGCCGAAGGCAGAUGCUUAACUGGCUGAACCACCCAGGUGCCCCUGAGUUUGAUAACUUCUUUUUAGAUUUUGGAUACUAGCCCUUUAUUUGAUUUUAUCUUAUUUUUUAUGGCUGAAUAAUAUUCCAUAUUAUAUAUAAUAUUCCAUAUAAAUAUUCCAAUAUAAAAUACACACCACAUUUUCCUUAUCCCUUCAUCUGUUGAUGGAUGCUUAGAUUAUUUCCAUUUCUUGGCUAUUGUAAAUAAUGCUGCAAUGCGCAUGAGAGUGCUGAUAUCUCUUAAAGAUAGUGAUUUCAUUUUUUAUUUUUUGGACAUAUAGCCAGAAGUGGGAUUGCUGGGUUAUAUGGUAGUGUGUAUUUUUAAUUUUUUGAAGAACCUCCAUACUGUUUUCCAUAGUGGCUGCACUAAUUUAUAUUCCCACCAAUUGUGUACAAGGGUACUCUUUACCUCCUUACCAGCUCUUGUUAUUUCUUGUCUUUCUGAUUACAGCCAUUCUUUUUUUUUUUUUUAAGAUUUUAUUUAUUUAUUUAUUUGAGAGUGAGAGAAUGAGACAGCACGAGAGGGAAGAGGGCAGAGGGAGAAGCAGACCCCCCGCUGAGCAGGGAGCCCGAUGUGGGACUCGAUCCCAGGACUCCAGGAUCAUGACCUGAGCCGAAGGCAGUUGCUUAACCAACUGAGCCACCCAGGUGCCCUGAUUACGCCAUUCUAAUAGGUGUGAGAUGAUAUCUCAGUGUGGUUUCGAUAUGCAUUUCCCUGAUGAUUAGUGAUAUUGAGCACCUUUUCAUGUACCUGUUGGCCAUUUGAAUAUCUGUGGAAAAAUGUCUUCAGGUUCUUUACCAGUUUUUAAAUUAGAUUAUCUGGGAGUUGUUUGUUUGUUUUGCUAUUGAGUUUUAUGAUUUCAUACCAAUCUCUUAUCCAGUACAUACUGGCUUGUGAUAUUUUCUCCCUCCAUAUGUUGCCUUUUCAUUUUUUUAUCUCAUUUAUUUUUCUGUGCAGAAGUUUUUAGUUUGAUAUAGUCCCAGUUAUUUAUUUUUGCUUUUGUUACUGGUGCUCUAUGUGUCAUAUGCAAAAAAAAAUCAUUGCCAGAACUUUUUACCUGUGUUUUCAUCUGGGAGUCUUAUGUUUUCAUGUCUUACAUUUAUUUAAGUCUUUAAUCCAUUUUGAGCUAAUUGUUGUGAGUAGUAUAAGAGGGGAGUCUAGUUUUAUUCUUUUGCAUGUGAAUAUCCAGUUCCCCAGCACCAUUUAUUGAAGAGACUGUCUUUAUUGAGCAUUCUUGGCUCUCUUUUCAAAUAUUAAUUGACCAUGAAUGUAUGGGUUUAUUUCUGGGCUCUCAAUUCUGUCCCAUUGAUCUAUGUGCCUGGUUUUAUGCUGAUACCAUACUCUUGAUUCCUAUAGCUUUGUAAUAUGGUUUGAAAUGGGGAAAUGUCUCUAGCCUUGUUCUUCUGUGUCAGGAUGGCUUUGGCUCUUCCAAGUCUUUGGGUUUAAAGUCUAUUUUGUCUGAUAUUAGUAUAGUCACACUUGCUCUUUUGGUACUUUUUGCAUGGAAUUUUUUUUCUUUUUUCUGAUACUUUCAACCUGUUUGUGUCUUUGGAUCUUAUGAAGAUGGAUCAUGUGUUUUUAUCCGUUCUGCCAAUCACUGUCUUUUGACUGGAAGAGUUUAAUCCAUUUACACUUAAAGUAAUUACUGAUAAGGAGGAACUUCUAUCAUUGUGUUAUUUGCUUUCUAUAUGCUUUAUGGAUUUUUUUCAUCCCUCAUUUCCUACAUUACUGGCUUUUGUGUUUAGGUUUUUUUGGUAUGGAAAUGUUUAAGUUUUUUUCUCAUUUCCCUUUGUGUAUAUUUUCUUUGUAGUUACCAUGUGGAUUAUAUUUAACAUCCUAAUUUGAAUUUAUACCAGCUUAAUUUCAGUAACAUACAAAAACUGCACCUUUACAGCUCUGUAUCCACCUCUUUUGGCUGUUAAUGUCACAUAAUUAUGUCUUCAUACAUUGUGUGUCCCAAAACAAGCUAAUAGUCUUUUAAAUGCAUUAGUCUCUAAAAGAGACUAAUUUGUUUCUUAAUGUAGAAAACAAGAUUUAGAGUAACAAACCAAAGUUACAGUAAUAUUAGAUGUCCUGUUACUCCCAGCCUAUUGAUGAUGUUGUUGGCUAAGAAUGCCUGAGGCAUGGGGCACCUGGGUGGCUCAGUUGGUUUGGCGUUCAACUCCUGAUUUUGGCUCAGGUAAUGAUCUCAGGGUUGUGAGAUUGAGCCCCAAAUUAGGCUCUGCACUGGGCAUGGAGCCUACUUAAGAUUCUCUCUCUCCCUCUCCCUCUGUCUCUCCCUGCUUGUUCUCUCUCUCUCUCUCAGGGGAAAAAAAAAAAAAGGAAUGCCUGAGACACUUGCUCAAGCACAUAGUCCUUGUAGCAAGCCCUCACAGACAUUUCCCCCACUGGGACCAAAGUUGUGGCUGGAUCAGCCCCCGUGGUUCUUACGAUUUCAAGAUAUACCUCAGCAAUGACCAUCAGAGAACUUCGAAGAACAGGCAUUAUUACAGAUCCUCUAAGACCCAUGGUACAUCCAAGGGCCGCACAGUGAGGUUGCAGGUAUAGGGAGAGAGAGUGCAGACCUGGGGCUCUGCCUUUAUUAGGAACUGAGGGUGGGGUGUCUAGGGUUUCACAGUUUCACUCCUUAUUGGCUAAUUUAAAGCCUGAGUGGGAAUUAAGGUACUGGAACGGAGAAGCAAGGUUACUCAAGUGAUCAAUUAUCUAGGUUGCCCAGGGCUUUCUGAAACAAGGAGCUUCAUGAGUGAGGGUGACCUAAUUCCUUCUCUGGUUGUUUUGCUAGUAGUGUCAAACAGUUGGCAAUAUGUCUAUUCAAGAUGGAUUUCUUUUGAAAUGGAUGCCUCAGUGACCAAAAUAUUAAUAUCAGGUACUUACACUAUUACCAAAAAACUUAAUGUCAGCACUUAUUACUGUGCUAGCUUUUACACGAAUUGUUUUUUCUUUAAAUGUAUUAAGCUUUUAAAUCACAUAAAAAGCAAAAGGUACUACAAACCAUUGUUUACUGGUUUGUCUAAUUGCUCAUGUAUUUACUUUUAUUGAGAUCUUUAUUUCUCUAUAUAGCUUGUGUUACUGUCUAGUGUCUUCAUUUCACCUUGCAAGACUCCCUUGAACAUUUCUUGCAGGCUAGGUCUAGCAAGCACCAAGUCCUUUGGCUUUUGUUGAUCUGGGAAUGUCUUAAUUUCGCUGUCAAUUUUGAAGGGCAGGUUUUUCUGGAUAUAGGAUUCUUGGUUUAAAGUUUUUUUCCUUUGGCAUUUUGCAUAUAUUGAUCCACUGUCUUCUGGCCUCCAGAAUUUCUGCUGAGAAAUCUGGUAAUCUUAUUGAGUAUCACUUGUAUGUAAUGAUUCACUUCUCUCAUCACUUUCAAGGUUCUCUUUGUCUUUUGAAAGUUUGUAAUGUGUCUUGUGGAUCUCUUUUUAUCAAUUAUUUUUUAAAUUGAAGUGUAGUUGACACAGGUAUGGAUCUCUUUGACUUAAUUUUAUAUGGAGUUUGUUGUGCUUCUUGGAUGUUUAUUUUAUGUCUUUAGUUGAAUUUGGGACGUUUUAGCAUUAUUUCUUCAAAUAAUUUCUUCAAAUUUCUUCUGCCUUUUUCCCUCCCUCUCUUUUCUCCUUGGACUCCCAUGAUGCAUAUGUUGGUCCACUUGAUGGUAUCCCAGAGGUCCUUUAAGCUGUUUGCUUUUCCUUAAUAUUGUUUUCUUUCUGUUCCUCAUACUCAGUAAUUUUCAUUGUUCUAUAUUCAAGUUCUCUGAGGCUUUCUUCUGCUUGCUCAAGUCUGCCUUUGGAUCCCUCUAGUGAAUUUUUCAUUUCAGUACUUUUCAGCUCCAGAAUUUCUUUUGUCUUUUUUAGAUUUCCAUCUCUUUAUUGAUAUUCCAUUUUGUUCUCACAUUAUUUCCUUGACUUUCUCCAUAUUUUCCUUUAGUUCUUUGAGCAUCUUUAAGGCAGUUAUUUUAAAGUCUUUGUCUAGUAUAUCUGCCAUUAGUUACUUUUCAGGGAUAAUUUAUGUUGAUUAAUUUGUAUUUUCUUUGAAUGCCUUUUGAUUUUGAUAUUGUUGUUUAAACUGGCCAUUUGAAUCUAAUAAAUGUGGUAACUCUGGAAAUCAGAUUCUCUCCCUUCCCCAGGGUUUGCUGUUUUGUUUUGUUUUGGAGGUUAUUUGUUUAUUUUUGGGUUUUGGUUUUUGGUUUUGGUAUUGGUUUUGAUUGUUGUAGGCCAUCUCUGUUCCAAGGAUAAGUUUGAAGUUUAGAUCAGAAAAGAUCUAAGACCUUAUGUUCCACUUCCAGAUCGUAGAGUAAAAAGGUAUCUCUGCAGACCCAUUCCCAAGUAAAAGAAGUAAAGCUGGAAAGUAAAAUUUAAAAUCCCACAACAACUAAACAUUUAAAGUUUGAAACAUCGUAAGGGCAUACAGCAAGUGAAAUAUUUAUCAAAAAAUUUACUGAAACUUGGAAAGAACAGUGAGAACCUGGCAUUUAAAAUAUGACCUGUUCCCUCCUCCACUGCAGCUUCCCUUGAUAGAAGCUUCAUUGUAGGUAGGUGUGACCAAGAAGAUGGAGCUCCCUCUCCCUCCAGCUCCCAAUCAAGGGUUACCAUAUCUCAAAGGGACGGGGAGGCUGCAAGUGUUUCUCAUCCUUACCAACUCAGUUGAAGAGGCUAAAUGCCUGAUGAGUAUGGUUGAGUAGUUUGGGACUUCCUCCACCAGCCCCUACCCUACAUAGAUGGGAUACUCUACUCAGGUAUAGGGAGCCCAGAAUACUGGGACCCUGAUUGUCCUCAUCUCAGCUCACAUUUAGGACAGAUUCCACACCAAGAGAGGCUACCACCAAGCACAAUGCCCAGAAUAGUGGUUCAGAGAUUUUUGCCCAGAGGGAGUAGCAGUCUAUAAGAAAAGAGCUCUGAAGCUCUCUCCGAAAGAACUGAUUUUAUUUGAAACAAUAUGGGAAAAUUCAAGGCUGAGGGCAAUGUUAAAGCAAAUAGUUCCUCUGAAUUAAAAAUAAUAACUAAAACCGUAGGAUAGCUAUUUUAUCAUACACACCUGGGGAAUGAGCUAAUAAUUUCUAUAUAUUUUAAGGCCAACAGUACAAUUACAUAAAUAUUUUUCCAUACAACUUUUUAAAUCUCCUAGGAAGAAAUAUGAAGCUAUAUUGUAUUAUAAUUACUUCUACUACUUUUUUUUUUGGUUUUGAAUUUCUGUUCAGAAUUACUUCAACUUGAAGAACAUUCUUCAGUAUUUCUUUUAAGCAUUUUUACCAUGAUGUAUCUGUUUGUGGGUGUCUGCACGCAUCCUGCUGGGAGUUUGUUGAGCUUCUGUUCUAACCGUUUCACAGCCCUAGGUGGAUGUGAUGCUGACCUUCAAAGAGUGACACCUCUUGCUAUUGUUUUCAAUAAUGCCCUGAGGAUAGACCUUUUACAGAGUUUCAAAUCAGGUAAGUCCCCUCUGAUGACUGCCAGACUCAGUUUCUGCAGUUUCUGGUGUUGGUUGAGAAUGAUUGAGAGUGACCCAAGGUAGAAUGUCACAAAUCCCACUGUUCUUAUUGAGGUUCAGUAGUGUUUCUUCAAUAAAUGCCUUUUAGUUUGUCAUAGAAGUUCAGUUCAUUUAUAGUGUUUUAAAAUGGUAAAUUUUUUGCCUUUUUUUAAAUCUGUGAAGGGAGAAGAUUUACUGAGAUCCUUACUGCACCAUUCCAGAAGUCCCUUCUUGGCAGCUUCUUAUAGGGUUAAACGUACACCAUAUGACUUAGAAAUUCCACUCUGAGAAACAGCAAUAAAGGUGCUUGCCCACAGUUCUCUUCUCUCCCGUGGCGCCUUGUGUAUGAUCCUGGCACUUCCACAAAGCGACCCCACAUGGCAUGCUGUGUUCUCCCCUGGGAACUCCACACUGGGAGGUUCUCCAACACGGGACAUGUCUGAGCUCAGCUCAGGGCCUGGGAGAGCAGAAGUCCAAUGAACUACUAAGCAAAUGAAUGUUCAGAACAAUGGCUGGCAUUUCUUGUCCA
Molecule: messenger RNA, 12462 nt
Organism: Mirounga angustirostris (Northern elephant seal)
Lineage: Eukaryota; Metazoa; Chordata; Mammalia; Carnivora; Phocidae
Product: zinc finger protein 780B-like
Exons: 12
Coding region: 461-3634 (1057 amino acids)
Biological process (GO): regulation of transcription by RNA polymerase II
Molecular function (GO): RNA polymerase II cis-regulatory region sequence-specific DNA binding; DNA-binding transcription factor activity
Source: RefSeq, a predicted model, not a curated record